This is a messenger RNA of Sphenostylis stenocarpa, 846 nucleotides long. Lineage: Eukaryota; Viridiplantae; Streptophyta; Magnoliopsida; Fabales; Fabaceae. The record is from the annotation of a GenBank genome assembly.
AUGACCCAUCAUGAACAUCACCAAUUCGCGAUCCUCUCUACACAAGCCUUGGAUGUUCCCGUGAACCCGCCUCACCCGUGGUCUCUGAUUCUUUCCCUAUCUCUCAGAUCAAGGGCCAACGGCGUUUGGCCACAGUCAAUCAAGUCCACCCACUUUCCAAUCGGCGCGAGCCAGAGCCACAGAGCCGAAGCUCUUUUUCACAACUCAGCUUCCCUCGCCACGGAUAUUGUCGUUACCGCCGAUUUAACCACCAUGCAAAACUCCAAGAACCACCGUAACGGCCAGGCUGAGCCUAACCGCCGGGGGAGGUUAACAAAAAAAUCCUCUUCCUUUCACAGCCACUCAUCGGUGGCCGCCACCACGUCCGGGGCCUCAAUCCGGCGGCCAAUGACGUUGCCAGACCUUCUGUUGGACAGAAACCGCGUCGCGGCGGCUGCGGUGGAGGUUGUGCCGAGGCAACCGCCGAAGCUGUUGCUUAAGGUUACGAUCAUGGGAAGCCUUGGUCCCGUUCAGGUGGUGAUGACGCCGGAAUCGGCCGUCGGAGAUUUAGUGGCGGCGGCGGUGAGCCAGUACGUGAAGGAAGGUCGCCGACCGAUUCUACCGUCUAGCGACCCUUCGCACUUCGAUCUUCAUUAUUCUCAGUUCACCUUAGAAAGUUUGGACAGGGAGCAGAAGCUGAGGAAUAUUGGAUCUAGGAACUUCUUUCUGUGCCCGAGGAAGUUCGGUGAUGGUCGUGAGGGCGAGGGUGGCUCAACGACGCCGUUUGCUUCGUGUUCAAGAGAAGCAGACAAAACGACAAAGGGUGGUGCGUUUGGAUGGCUGAGGUUCAUGGAUUUCUCGCUCUAA